Molecule: messenger RNA, 4636 nt
Organism: Nilaparvata lugens (brown planthopper)
Lineage: Eukaryota; Metazoa; Arthropoda; Insecta; Hemiptera; Delphacidae
Gene: Vha68-2
Product: V-type proton ATPase catalytic subunit A
Exons: 14
Coding region: 278-2119 (613 amino acids)
Biological process (GO): ATP metabolic process; proton transmembrane transport
Cellular component (GO): proton-transporting V-type ATPase, V1 domain; lysosomal membrane
Molecular function (GO): ATP binding; ATP hydrolysis activity; proton-transporting ATPase activity, rotational mechanism
Source: RefSeq, a predicted model, not a curated record
AUAAGAGCGUAGUUACUUGAAGAAUAUUAUUGUGAGCACAUUAGAUUUCUAUUCAUUGUAGAAACGGCCAAUUGAAAGGGAAGACUACCAUUCUUUAUUUACUGGCUGUUGUGAUUCAUAUUGUAUCAAGGCCCAAUGCAUCACUAUUCGAUAGUCUAAUUUGAUUGUUAAGAAACUGAAGAGAUGUUCAGUCUGUGAUUGGGAUAGUAGGGCAGUUAACCGUAGUAUUUUUCUGUAAAUUUCAGGUUGUUGAAGCAGACAAAAACAAUAGGAUAAGAUGACAUUGCCAAAAGUAAAAGAUGUUGAGAAGGAGGGACAGUAUGGAUACGUAUUCGCUGUAUCCGGUCCUGUGGUUACGGCAGAAAAGAUGUCAGGAUCGGCUAUGUACGAGCUGGUGAGAGUCGGCCAUUAUGAACUGGUCGGAGAAAUCAUUCGUCUUGAAGGCGACAUGGCUACCAUCCAGGUAUACGAAGAAACAUCAGGUGUGACAGUGGGUGAUCCAGUGCUGAGAACUGGCAAGCCGUUGUCCGUGGAACUUGGACCUGGUAUCAUGGGCAGCAUUUUUGACGGUAUCCAGAGACCUCUGAAGGACAUCAAUGAGCUGUCAAACAGCAUCUACAUCCCCAAGGGAGUCAACGUGCCUGCUCUAAGCAGAACCACUGCCUGGGAAUUCCAUCCAUUGAACAUCAAAGUCGGCAGCCAUAUUACCGGAGGAGACGAAUAUGCCAUUGUACACGAGAACACCCUUGUCAAACACAAACUCAUUCUGCCACCACGAUCCAAGGGAACCGUCAAAUAUCUUGCCCCUCCUGGCAACUACACUGUUGAUGACAUUGUGUUGGAAACUGAAUUCGAUGGCGAGAGAUCAAAGUUCACGAUGUUGCAAGUGUGGCCCGUGCGUCAGCCGAGACCUGUCACUGAGAAGCUGCCAGCCAACUAUCCGCUCUUGACAGGACAGCGUGUGCUCGAUUCAUUGUUCCCUUGUGUGCAGGGAGGUACGACCGCCAUCCCUGGUGCUUUCGGUUGCGGCAAAACUGUCAUCUCACAAGCUCUGUCCAAGUACUCCAACUCUGAUGUCAUUGUCUACGUCGGUUGCGGAGAGAGAGGAAACGAAAUGUCUGAGGUACUGCGAGAUUUCCCCGAGCUGACCGUUGAAAUCGACGGCGUGACAGAAUCGAUCAUGAAGCGUACAGCAUUGGUCGCCAACACAUCUAACAUGCCUGUCGCCGCUCGUGAGGCUUCCAUCUACACUGGUAUUACGCUGUCUGAAUAUUUCCGUGACAUGGGUUACAACGUAUCGAUGAUGGCUGACUCGACUUCUCGUUGGGCCGAAGCUCUUCGAGAAAUCUCCGGUCGUUUGGCUGAGAUGCCUGCCGACAGUGGCUACCCGGCCUACCUGGGCGCCCGUUUGGCGUCGUUCUACGAGCGUGCCGGCCGCGUGAAGUGCCUGGGCAACCCGGACAGAGAGGGCUCCGUGAGCAUCGUGGGCGCUGUGUCGCCGCCUGGUGGUGACUUCUCCGACCCCGUUACAUCCGCCACCCUCGGUAUUGUCCAGGUCUUCUGGGGUCUCGACAAGAAGCUCGCCCAGCGCAAACACUUUCCCAGUAUCAACUGGCUCAUCUCUUACAGUAAAUACAUGCGAGCCCUGGAUGACUUCUACGACAAGAACUACGCCGAGUUUGUGCCGCUGAGGACGAAGGUGAAGGAGAUCCUGCAGGAGGAGGAGGACUUGUCGGAGAUCGUGCAGUUGGUGGGCAAGGCGUCGCUGGCCGAGUCCGACAAGAUUACCCUCGAGGUGGCCAAGGUGCUCAAGGACGACUUCCUACAACAGAACAGCUACUCGGCCUACGACAGAUUCUGUCCGUUCUACAAGACAGUGGGCAUGCUGAAGAACAUGAUUGCGUUCUACGACAUGGCCCGACACGCGGUCGAGUCGACGGCGCAGAGCGAAAACAAAAUCACGUGGAGCGUCAUCAAGGACUCCAUGGGCAACAUCCUCUAUCAGCUCUCCUCCAUGAAAUUCAAGGACCCACAGAAGGAGGGAGAAACCAAGCUGAAGGCAGACUUCGAACAACUCCACGAAGACAUCCAGCAAGCAUUCAGAAACCUCGAGGACUAAACCCCAUCUUAACCUUGAAUUAAGGUUUCCCAACCUUUUUCGUUUCAAAUCUAUACUUUGAACAGUUCUCAAAUUUUUUAUCAUUUUUUUAAUCAGUGGUUGUUAUCAUAUAAUGAUUAUUGUAUUGAAUAUUUGCUCCCACCUCCUUUCAAACCACACUCAUACAUACUCAUUCGAUGUCACACAUUAUUAUCAUCAUUGUAUAGUAGAGAGAUAUACAUACAUUUUCAUUAAUUUCAUUUCGUUGUAGCAAUCAUUAUCAUUGUUAUAAGAUUAUAGGUCUAAAUCUUCUUCUAAGUAAGGAGCACAUGAAUUGUGUCAUUCCUGUUGAUUGGUAAAUUUUUACGAUCAUUAAACCAUAAUUACUACUACACACAUAUGCCUUGUAUGUUAACAGGUAGUGUAUUUCAUGGUGGUGGGAAUAAUUAGUUAUCUGGAGAAAUAUUAGUGAAGAAGCUAGUAUUCUUUGAUAGAUAUAAUAUAUUAUAUAUAAUACUUAAUAGUCCAAACUCGUUUAAUGUGGAGAACAAUAUCAAUUCACAGAUCAAAUAAUAAAAUUAUUAGUUACUCAUUGUAUCGAAUACAAUUUAAAAUCUAUUUUAUUCACAAUAUUUUAUUCAAUCACAACAUCACAGAUAUUGAAAUUGAAAUAUUAAUAUUUUAGACUGAUAAUUUGUUGUCAAAGACAAGUGGAAGUUUUAACGGCCUAGCAGGCUUCUAUAUCUUUACCAUUCCAACUGAAAAACGGUUAUGGUUGAACAUAAUCUAGGUUCUAGUUAGUCUAUUAUAUUGCUAUCGGAGUUUUGAAAAUUCGUUGUCAUUACAAUGAAAACUAUUACUAUUUUGAAAAAUACUUGUAGUAAGUUAUUUAAUUAUUUGGAAGUUAUGAAGUGAGCACAAUAAUAAUUAUACUUCUAGUGUGAAUUGAGAAAUUGAUCUAGUAAUACUCAUAAAUAUAUCUAGAGACCCUGUUGCUAAGUCAGUGUUUCCCUUAUCCCAUAAAUUGUAUAAUAGAAUUCACCCCAAAUACUUCAUUCAACCCUCAAGCUUUAUAUAGUUGUUUUUAAAUUGCUGCAAUGAUCACAUCACAUAAUAUUAGCAUACUGUUUUACUAUGAAUUCUGAUGAGAUUAUUUCAACCCAGUAUUAUAAUUUAUUCCUCAUAUUUUGAAGAUACUUACUGGCGUAAGUACUAUAAAUUUUUUCGUUGGAAGAAUUCGAAAUGAUUGUGUUCUAGGUGUAUAGUUUAAAUUUUCUACAGAAUCAUUUUCGGUGUUGCUAUUGUGAUAAAUUGAUAAUAAUUAUAACUUAACUUAUAUGAAGCGAAUCCAAUACUAUAGUUCUUUUUUGUUGUUUUAUUUUUAUAUAAUUUUUAAUAAUUUGUUCUCUCCAAUAAUCACAGACUAACAUAAUUAUAAAUGAACCACCUACAGACAUUCCUUGUAGAUAUCUUUUCUAUGACUGAAAGCCUCAAUUCGAGUUUGGUUUGGAAGAAUUGGGUCUUUCUGUAAUAAUAUUUUAAUUAUGUUUGAGGACAAUAUUCCUUCAAAUUUUAUAUCAAAAAUUUAAUAAACUUGUGUAUUAUAAAUAAUUAAUGAUAAUUGUUACCAUAAGUUAGUAGAUAUUCAGGAGAAUGGUUCUCAAAGUAGAGGCUUGUAUUGAAAUUUUCCAUUACAGCUUAUCAGAUUAUUAUCUCUAACUUUGCAAUCAACAAUAUUUCAAUCACUCCUAUGAAUAUUGAAUAUUAUGCUUCAUUAUCAUAACAAUUUAAUGAAAGUUUUUCAGUUUGCUGUGCAAUUUUGUUGAAUUUUAACCAUAUUAUUAAUUUAUUUGGAUUUUAAAAUCAAUUUCCUAAUGGUUUUAAUAUUAUUUAUCAUAGAAGCUGCAUUUUUUUAAACUUCCCAAGCUUUCAAGUUUUAAUAAUAAUUUAUUGAUGAAGGCAGCUACUUUAUAAUGCCUUGCUGUCCAGCGUAUUUCUUAAUAGCUUAUCUGUCUCAGUGUCAUUAAAAUGUUGGCUUAGUACUCUUUAUGGUGGAUUGUUCAGGAGUAUAAUAUAUAUAUAUAUAUAUUAUAAGAACUUCAGACACUCAGAUUAAGGUCUGUUGUGAUUUUUAAAAAUUCGAGGAAAGUUUGCUAAGUAUUUGUGGUGUCAUAUGUGUUUUCACUGUGUAAAUUCAAUAAUAUAUUAACAAUUCUUAGUGUUAGAUAAAUUGUUGCUAGAUUUUAGAAAUUUAUUUUGGGUUCACAAUAAGUAAUAUAUAAUGAGCUAUACAUAAAAUUAUUAUAAAUUAUAUUUAUAUAAAGGUAUAUAUGUGUUAUUAUAAUAUAUAUACACUUACUGUUCAUGUGUACAGAAGAGAUGCACAUCUUAAUCUUAACUGAAAAGUAUCAACAUUCCUUUCUUGAAAAUUUUUGAUUAGAAUUUGUUAAUUUUUGUGAUUGAAUUGUUGAAAUGAAUUGAACAUAAACAGAGGUAAGUGAUGUAAAUUCGUAGUAAGAAUAAAGUAUGUAGCUGUUA